Molecule: messenger RNA, 2253 nt
Organism: Acanthopagrus latus (yellowfin seabream)
Lineage: Eukaryota; Metazoa; Chordata; Actinopteri; Spariformes; Sparidae
Gene: fsd1l
Product: fibronectin type III and SPRY domain containing 1-like
Exons: 14
Coding region: 58-1554 (498 amino acids)
Molecular function (GO): protein binding
Source: RefSeq, a predicted model, not a curated record
CCCUCUCUCUCUCCCUCUCUCUGUCUCUCUCUCUCUGUCUCUCUCUCUCUCUCUGUAAUGGACACUCAGAAGGAAGCCCUGCGCAGGAUCAUCAGCACAUUAUCCAAUAAGAAUGAAGAGCUUCAAAACUUCCUGGAAACAGUUGACAGCACACUGACAGGACUGCAGGAGGAGUCAUGUAAGGUGAUGUCUGAGCUAGAGGCGGAGCUUCAGCUUCUCAGCUCCACCCUAGAUGACAAGGGGGCGGAGCUGUGUGGCAUCAUUAAGGAGGAGACGCAGAGGAAAGAGGCGGAGCUUCAGACGCAACUGUCGGAGGGAAAGUUCGCUCUGCUGUCGUGUGAAGAACUGCUCGAGUUUGCCAAUCAAACACUGACGAUCACCAAUGAAGAAGAAUUCCUAAAGGCGGCCAAACAAAUCAAAGAGAGGGUAACAAUGGCUCCAGCGUUCCGGCUGACGACUCGCCCUGCGGUGUCGGAGAACAUGUCGCAAUUUACUGUUGACUUCAGUGUGGAGAGGGCGGGGCUUCAACGACUUCACUUCCUGCCUGUCCCCAGAGCUCCAGAGGUCGACAUGUCCAGAUGCAUCGUCCGUGACAACAACAUUAUGGUUGCCUGGCGACCAGCUGGCGAAGAUGACAGUGAUGGUGACAUCAGUGUCAGUGGACCAAUCGAACGCUAUGACCUUGAAUAUAGAAAAACAAACCAGGAAGGCUCGCUGAGAGCUGCAGGAGAAGCAUGCUGGGAAAAGAUCUGUGACAUCAGAGAGACUCACGUCAGCAUCUCAGAUCUAAAGUUCGACUCUCGCUUUGUUGUUGUCCGAGUACGAGCGAGAAACAAAACGGCCGCCGGUGACUUCUCUGAGCCUGUUGCCUUGGAAACCAGAGCGUAUAACUUUGGCUUUGACGCGGCGACGGCUCAUGCCGAGCUGAAGGUUCAGGGCGACACAGUGACCUGGGAGCCACAGGGGGUCAAAGGUCAUGACCCUCGACUGAGAGGAAAAGAGAAUAAAAGCAGAUUUUUGACCCUCUGCAGUCUCCAUACUGCAUCCCCUCGAACUGCUUCAGUAGCAGAAGUGCCACGCCCUCGCCUAAUAAGACAGCAGGAAGUCGAGCAGGACGUGACCGAUUCGCUGGAGAGUCGUACACAGUGCUCGUUUGUUGUCUGUCUCCAAGGUGACCAGGAGAUGACGGGUGGCACGUAUUACUGGGAACUCCGCCCCCUGGUGGACUGGAAGUCAAUCAGUGUGGGCGUUGCCUACCGGGCUUCCCUUGGCCGCUACGACCAAUUAGGGAAGAGCGCUGGUUCAUGGUGUCUCCACGCCAGCCAAUGGCUGCAGAGCUCGCUUGCUGCAAAGCACAACAACCGAGCAAAGGUGCUGGAUUGGCCGCUGCCUCAACGAAUUGGAGUCUACUGUGACUAUGACAACGCUGACGUGUUUCAGGUGAUUUAUCCUUCAUCGAUGUUGAUCAUCUUCGUCUUCUUCACUCCUUCAAAACAAAGUUCGGCCAGCCGCUCGUCCCCGCCUUCACUGUUUGGUGUGGUGGUAUCACCAUAAUGACGGGCCUGCAGGUGCCGAGCUUUAUGGGUAAUUUCCUGUCAACCAAUCGGAGCCUCAGUAACCUGUCUCAGUAGAUUGGUCUCCUCCUCCAUCUGUUUUUAAUUUAUUGUGUAUUUAUAAUAGGCUAAUUAUCAUUAAUUUAUUUUUGUAUAUUUUAACUUAUUUUUUCUUAAAUUGAAAUGAUAAAUAAUAAAAUAUUGUAGACAUAUAUUAGUUGUGAAUUGUUUUCAAUAUUAUUUGAAAAAAAAAUCUUUGUUUGAAUCUGUAAUGAAUUAAGGAAAUAUAUUGAUUGUUAUUGUCUUCUCUUACUUUGAAAAGCCAUAGCUCAGUUUGAGUGCUUUUGUUGUGAAGAGGUAGCUUCUUAGACGAAAUGUGUGUAACAGGAAAACUUUUGUUUUUAAAUGACAGCAUAUAAUUAUCAGCAAAGAAAAUGACAUGUUCUGUUUUAUUUUGAAGGAUGUCACAAGAUGACAUUUAAAGUUUAAAUAAGAAUGAUUUUUAGUUUGAAGAUAAAUGUUGAUACAUUUUAUUGUCAGGUUCUUAUCUGACCUGGAAACUGAAAAUAUCACUGUUUAUAUUUAUUGAUCCAUUGCAUGUUUAAAUGUCUGACCUAAAAUCAGCCCCAGUUCAAUGUUUUAUAAGUAUUUUGAUCUGUCAAAAUAAAAUUUGGAAAUAAAAUGAAACAACCUCCGUGUU